Durio zibethinus is the source of this 2474-nucleotide messenger RNA. RefSeq names its product SWI/SNF complex component SNF12 homolog. NCBI's taxonomy places the organism in Eukaryota, Viridiplantae, Streptophyta, Magnoliopsida, Malvales, Malvaceae. The record is from RefSeq and is a predicted model, not a curated record.
AAGAGAGAGAAAAAGAAGGAAUGAGAGAGAGAGAAGAGUAGCAAACAAUAGAAGGGAAGUCUUCCUCUCUCUGUAGGUGCUGGUCUUUAUUUGCUGGAAGAGAAGCCAAAAAAGCAAAAGCUAUAACGCUUAAAAUCCCUUCAUUCUUUCGUAAGGUUUUUCUUUUUUCUUUUUAAUUAAAGGUUUUUUUUUUCACUCUUGAUCCUCUCUUUUAGUUUCAACCAUCUCCCCUCAAUCUUACAUUGCAAUUCAAAUUCUUCGUUUCUUGCACUUCCUAUCUUUGUUUUCCCUUCAUUUCCCCAUUGUUGCAUGUUUAGAAACUUUUUUUCUUUUGCUAGAUUUCGUUCAAAGUUAGCGUCUUUGAGGUUUUGCAAAAUUAGGGCUUUUUUGGGGGUUUAGGUACCAUUUAUGUUCAGCUUCUAAAGCUUUGAUUUUGAAGGGAAAGUUUUCUUCUUUAGCUGUUUUUGGUUAAAUUUGCUGUGAUAGCUUGGAAUUAAAGCUUUGAUUUUGAAAGGCAUUAGCUUGGAAUGUUUUAGAUUUGGUGGGUAUUCGAUAUUUUCCCGGUGAAUUAUAUUAGUGAUGUCUGUGAACAACAAUAACCCCCCUAAGAGCCUUGUGGCGUCUUCAUCGCCCUUCGGUAAUGCGGGGAUGGUGCCACCAUCUAUGCCUGGAAACCCAGCAUUCUCACAAGCACAGGCACAGGCACAAGCACAACUCAAUGCUGGUUUUCCAGCUCAGUAUCAGUUAUCUCAAGCUCAGGCCCUUGCUCAGGCUCAGUCAAAAGCUCAGGCUCAUGCUCAAGCUCAGGCGCAGGUAGCUCAUGCCCAAUUCCAAGCACAACUACAAGCUCAUGGUUUGUCCCUUAAUCAGGCUCAGAAUGCUGGCAUUGAAUUAGGUUCGUCUUCACCGUCCAUGUCUACUCCUGGCAGUGCAAGUGCAAAGAGGAUCCUACAAAAGCCCCCUGUACAUCCUUCUGGUCCUGGUGUUCCUGUGAAUAACACAAUCCCGCCUUUGAGAACAAUGGAACUUACACCUGCUGCACGUAGAAAGAAGCAGAGGCUUCCUGAUAAACAGCUACAGGAUAGAGUGGCAGCGAUUCUUCCUGAAUCUGCUUUGUAUACCCAGCUUCUUGAGUUCGAGGCACGUGUUGAUGCUGCAUUAGCUAGGAAAAAAGUUGACAUCCAGGAAGCAGUUAAGAACCCUCCUUGUGUUCAGAAAACACUUAGAAUAUAUGUCUUCAACACAUUUGCUAAUCAGAUUAAGACUAUUCCCAAGAAGCCUAACGCAGAGCCCCCAAUGUGGACCCUUAAGAUUAUUGGGAGGAUCUUGGAAGAUGGGGUAGAUCCAGAUCAACCUGGGUUUGUUCAAAGGACAAACCACUUAUACCCGAAGUUUUCAUCUUUCUUCAAGAUGACAAUUUCCUUGGACCAGAGACUAUAUCCGGAUAAUCAUAUCAUUAUAUGGGAGCUCGCUCGGUCACCUGCUCCUCAUGAAGGUUUUGAGGUGAAGAGAAAAGGGGAUAAGGAAUUCACCUUGAAUAUACGGUUGGAAAUGAAUUAUGUACCUGAGAAAUUCAAGCUUUCUUCAGCAUUAAUGGAAGUUCUUGGUAUUGAGGUUGAUACGCGCCCCAGAAUUAUCGCUGCAAUUUGGCAUUAUGUUAAGGCUAGAAAGCUUCAGAACCCAAAUGAUCCGUCUUUCUUUAAUUGUGAUGCACAACUACUGAAAGUUUUUGGGGAAGAAAAAGUAAAAUUUACCAUGGUUUCGCAGAAGAUUUCACAUCAUUUGUCACCACCACCACCCAUACAUUUGGAGCAUAAGAUCAAGCUUUCCGGGAACAGUCCUGCUGGUACCGCAUGCUAUGAUGUGUUAGUUGAUGUGCCCUUCCCUAUACAAAGGGAAUUGUCUGCUCUGUUAGCAAAUGCAGAGAAGAGCAAAGAGAUCGAUGCUUGUGAUGAAGCAAUAUGUGCUGCCAUAAGGAAAAUUCACGAGCAUCGAAGAAGGCGUGCAUUCUUUCUAGGGUUCAGUCAAUCACCAGUGGAAUUUAUUAAUUCUUUAAUUGAAUCUCAGAGCCGGGAUCUGAAAUUGGUAGCUGGGGAAGCUAGUCGAAGCUCUGAAAGGGAGCGCCGAUCAGAUUUCUUCAACCAACCAUGGGUGGAAGAUGCUGUUAUCCGUUAUCUGAAUCGCAAGCCACCUGCUGGAAGCGAUGCACCUGGAAGCACAUGAAUCAUGGUUCCGAAGCUAUACGAUUUUCAUUGAUUUGAAUCAUGUACCAAUUGUAGGCCAUUACUUUAAUGGAAUUAAGAGGGGAUGUAGAACAGGAAGUAGCUUGUUUAGGCAUAAUUAUCAUCAAACUUAAUAAAAAAAAAUAGAUAGUUUUUUUUUUUUUGUUCAAUUUGUAAUUUGUAAUUUAUAUAUAUGGUAGACUGCAGGCUGCUUUUUUGGUUUGAUUUCAAUGUUUCUUCAUGAUCUAUAUC